This is a messenger RNA of Labeo rohita (rohu), 776 nucleotides long. Its product is annotated as GTPase IMAP family member 5. The transcript has 4 exons. The record is from RefSeq and is a predicted model, not a curated record. Lineage: Eukaryota; Metazoa; Chordata; Actinopteri; Cypriniformes; Cyprinidae. Gene Ontology annotation, molecular function: GTP binding. Bases 85 to 645 code for a protein of 186 amino acids.
GCUGGAGUGUGAUGAUGAAGACACAGACAUCAGGAGUCAGAGAAGAUGAUCAGAUGAAAACUGAAGAAAGAACACAAUAUCAACAUGUCAACCACCGAUACCACAGUGAUUGUCGUCCACAAUCCUCCUCGCAGGAGAAGAUGGAGCAAACAUGAACCUCCUCAGAUGAGGAUUGUUCUUCUGGGUUGGAGCGUGUCUGAAAACAGUGAUGUGGGAAACUUCAUAUUAGGACGAGCAGCGUUUGACAGUGAAGCUCCUCCAGAUGUUGUAGAGAGAGUCUCAGGAAGACUGAAGGACAGACACGUGAUCAUCAUCAACAGUCCUCAGCUGCUCCAGACCAACAUCUCAGAUCAUCAGAUCACACAGACAGUGAGAGAGUGUGUCCAUCUGUCUGAUCCAGGACCUCAUGUCUUCAUACUCGUACUGCAGCACAAACACUUCACUGAGGAGAACAGAUACAGAGUGGAAUACGUGCUGGAAACAUUCAGUGAAGAGGCCAUUAAACGCACUAUAGUGAUCACCACUGAUGAAGGGGCAUCUGUGAAAGUUAACGAAUUUAUUAAACAACUAACUGCUAAAUGUGGAGGAGAACAUAUUCAAUUUAAUAAUGAAAUAGAGGAAUGGUGCUCUAUAAUAUCACAAUGAUUGGAGAAGAUACUUGAAGAAAACUAUGGAGAAUUUCUCACAUGUGAGCUGUAUCAUGAUGCAAAAGAAAAACUGCUGGAUGAGGAUCAGAACAGAACUUUUGCUUCACUCAGAACAGAGGGAAAAAAGUU